This is a messenger RNA of Condylura cristata (star-nosed mole), 3007 nucleotides long. It is a transcript of the gene DNAJA2, whose product is annotated as DnaJ (Hsp40) homolog, subfamily A, member 2. Gene Ontology annotation, cellular component: cytoplasm; cytosol. The coding region runs from base 1 to 1971 and encodes 656 amino acids. Lineage: Eukaryota; Metazoa; Chordata; Mammalia; Eulipotyphla; Talpidae. Gene Ontology annotation, molecular function: Hsp70 protein binding; ATP binding. Gene Ontology annotation, biological process: protein refolding; response to heat. The record is from RefSeq and is a predicted model, not a curated record. The transcript has 11 exons.
AUGGAGGUGGCAAAGGAUUGUUUUCAGGGCACGCUGUGGAUGCUCAAGGCUCUUAUCAUUGGCCCCUCUCCUCGGGUUUUGUGUUCAGCAUCCAAGAUGGUUGAACCCGUGAAUGCAGAACCUGAAGAAAGAAAAACAACUGUGUCCGGUGUCCGGAAAUUCUCAGGCUGUAGCAGGUGCACGGACAAGCGUUUUCUGAGCCCAGAACCCAGUGCGUUGGCGGGACAUGAUCUGGCUGCGGAAAGCGUCAGGAAGAGCUUUAAACACCCCCACGUGCGAGACCGCCUGGCACGAGAAUGCCACAGCCUGGGAGGAGAGGCUGCAACCGAAGAGAAGCGGGACGGGGGUCGGGCGCAGGUUAGCUGCGAGCCAGUGGUGAAGCCUGCGCGAGCCGUCCUCGGAAGUGAACUGCUCCCCCCAAACCGUGCAGGGGUCCAGGGUGCGGAGGCAAACAGCUGUGAGAUGCAGCUGACUGUCCCACCUGGGGUGCAACACAGCACCCCUGGUACUCCUGACACUCCCUGGCACGCCGCACCCUUCGCUGGGCUUCACCCGCAGGCCCCAGGGACGGACACCCCGAGGCCCAGGGCGGCCAGCUUCUCUCGGCCGACUCCCAGCUCCACCGCGCAGCCCCUCUGCGGCGGCCAUUCCGAGCGCGCCGCAACCCAGGCUGGCGGCUCCGCUUCCAGAUGCAGUAAGGGAAACCCACCCCUGUGCGAACACGGCGAGACGCUCCUUCCGGCCGCCGCCGGGCGCUCGGACGGGCUGCGAGCGCGGCCCCCCCCUCGGGGUCGCCGCCCUGGAAAACAGGCAUACCGAAAGUUAGCCAAGGAAUAUCACCCUGAUAAGAAUCCAAAUGCUGGAGACAAAUUUAAGGAAAUAAGCUUUGCAUAUGAAGUACUAUCAAAUCCUGAGAAGCGAGAGUUGUAUGACAGAUAUGGAGAACAAGGUCUUCGGGAAGGCAGUGGUGGAGGUGGUGGCAUGGAUGAUAUUUUUUCUCACAUUUUUGGUGGGGGAUUGUUUGGCUUUAUGGGCAAUCAGAGUAGAAGUCGAAAUGGCAGAAGAAGAGGAGAAGACAUGAUGCAUCCACUCAAAGUAUCUUUAGAAGAUCUGUAUAAUGGCAAGACAACCAAACUACAACUUAGCAAGAAUGUACUCUGUAGUGCCUGCAGUGGCCAAGGUGGAAAGUCUGGGGCUGUUCAGAAGUGCAGUGCUUGCCGGGGUCGGGGUGUGCGCAUCAUGAUCAGACAGCUGGCCCCAGGGAUGGUGCAGCAGAUGCAGUCUGUGUGUUCUGACUGCAACGGAGAAGGUGAGGUAAUUAAUGAAAAAGAUCGCUGUAAAAAAUGUGAAGGAAAGAAGGUGAUUAAAGAAGUCAAGAUUCUGGAAGUCCAUGUAGACAAAGGCAUGAAACAUGGACAGAGAAUUACUUUCACUGGGGAGGCAGACCAGGCCCCGGGAGUGGAACCAGGAGACAUUGUUCUUUUGCUACAAGAGAAAGAACAUGAGGUGUUCCAGAGAGAUGGGAAUGAUUUGCACAUGACAUAUAAGAUAGGACUUGUUGAGGCCCUAUGUGGAUUUCAGUUCACAUUUAAACAUCUUGAUGGACGUCAGAUUGUGGUGAAAUACCCCCCUGGCAAAGUCAUUGAACCAGGAUGUGUUCGAGUAGUUCGAGCUGAAGGAAUGCCACAGUAUCGUAAUCCCUUUGAAAAAGGUGAUCUUUACAUAAAAUUUGAUGUGCAGUUUCCUGAAAACAACUGGAUCAACCCAGACAAACUUUCUGAACUAGAAGAUCUUCUACCAUCUAGACCAGAAGUUCCUAACAUAAUUGGAGAAACGGAGGAGGUAGAGCUUCAGGAAUUUGAUAGCACUCGGGGAUCAGGAGGUGGGCAGAGACGGGAAGCGUAUAAUGAUAGCUCUGAUGAAGAAAGCAGCAGCCAUCACGGACCAGGAGUGCAAUGUGCCCAUCAGUAAACUCUGCAGACAAAUUGCACAGGUGGAUUUUCCUUCCACAUUUGCCUGAUUUGUUUUCAGCAGUCCAGCUGGAGUAUCCGGUCAAUUCAGAUGAACUGAUGGACAUGUUGGUCUAUGUGUAACUUCUAAAAUUGGUAUAGUAUCUACAGAGUGUAUAAUUUAAACUAACCACAAAGCUUUACAUCCUCAUUUCGACUGUUCUGUAGCAGAAUAAAGCACUUGAAAGGAAACAAGACUCCCUUUCACACAUGGGUUAUAAGUUUCAGUCCUGAUAUCUGUGCUUGAUUUUUAUCAGUUUUGUGUAGAUUUUAUGUUUCAUAUUUUAAAUUCAAAUCCCACAUUGUAAAGUUUGUGUACAAUUUGUCCUGAAGCUUUGUGUUUGGCUGCACCUGCAUAAGCUGCUACAAAUAGAAUAAAGAAUUUCAUAGCCUGUAUCUAUCAUUUAGAUGCAUGGGAAUGGGCUUUGCACAUAGUAGGUUUGGAGCUGACUGGGAACCGGUGGGAAGACUCACAGUAGCUGUGGUUAUAAAGUUCUGGGCUUUUUUCCCACUCUUUUCUUUUUCUUUUUGCUCUCUUUUUUUCUUUUUAACCAUCUUGUGAAAGGUUUAUGAAACUCAGUAAUAAAAAGCAGUUGGUGUAAUUAUUCUUGGUGUCACAUUUUUAGAACAUAUUUUGAACUGGAGAAUGUAUCAUUAAUUCUGGUUCUUUUAAAAAGCCCUUAAAAGCCCAUUGGCCUGAAGAUUAUACCUCAGGCUCACCCAUUCUGUAAUUUUGAAGGCAAAAGAAAGUUUGACAUGUUGGUAGAAACAGGCUUUAUUGACUUUAAUUGAUGCUUUUUUGUAGUCAAGGACAUCUGAGUUAUGUAACUCAUAAGUUAUGCUUCUCAGCAUUGGGGUUGGUUUAACCUAGCCUCUCUGUCUCCCCACCACCACCCCAUACCCUUUUUAAAAAUAAGGCAACAGCAAAUCAAUAUUAGAACCAUGUCUGCAUAGAACCUGUUAAAAUGCUCUGUUUUCAUUAAAUGUUAAGUUAAAGA